This is a messenger RNA of Acanthosepion pharaonis, 477 nucleotides long. The record is from the annotation of a GenBank genome assembly. NCBI's taxonomy places the organism in Eukaryota, Metazoa, Mollusca, Cephalopoda, Sepiida, Sepiidae.
AUGAUUUUUUUGCAAAACAUACGCCUCCUUUCUUUGCCUCUCUAUUUCUCUCCUAAAAUCCAUUUUCCUCAUUUUUUUUUUUUUCGUUUUUUGCAGUCAACGGAAAUAGGAAGUCAGUCUCUUUUUCCCUUUUCUAGUUCAACUGCUGAUGUGGCAACGACUAUUGCUGUACGGUUAGCAUAUCUCAAAGAGUAUUUUGAAUGUUUUUUUGUUUAUUUUAACAUCUAUCUAUCUAUCUAUCUAUCUAUCUAUCUAUCUAUCUAUCUAUUUCUGCUCAUUUUCAGUUUAUCUAUCUAUCUAUCUAUCUAUCUAUCUAUCUAUCUAUCUAUCUAUCUAUCUAUGCCACGCUGUUUUCAUAUCUGCCUAGAGUAUUUUCUCCAUGUCUGCUUAACAUAUUUCGUUCCUGUCUACCAUUUUAUUAUAUUCUAUCUAUCUAUCUAUCUAUCUAUCUAUCUAUCUAUCUAUCUAUCUAUCUGA